GACACAUCAAUCCACCAACAAAAAUAUAUAUACACCAUAACAUAGUAGGAGACAAUGCAAUUUAUUCCGAAAUCCAAAGGGUGAAGAAAGUGAAAGUGAGAUGAGUUACUACAAUCAAAACGCUCCUAUGUCCGGGCCUCCUCCUCCUCAAGGGUAUCCUCAACCAGGUUAUCAAGGUCCUCCUCCUCCAUACCAAGGAGCUCCUCAACCCCCACCUCAAGUUUUUGUCUCUCAAGCUCCACCUGUGGCACAAGGACAAGGUUCAGCAGCUGCCGCCGGUGGAAUGGCCGGAUGUCUUGGUGCAAUGGGAUGCCUCUGCUGCCUAGAGCUGUGCUGUUGUCUCGAAAUAUGUUGUUGACCUUGAUCAGAUUAGACAAAAAAAAUUGGCAUGUCUUACUACGGCAACCACCACCGAACGAUAUGUGAAAAUUUAUUUCAUGAUUGCAUAAAUUUUAGAGAGCUAUUAGUAUUAUUAUUUAGAA
Messenger RNA from Cajanus cajan (pigeon pea), 482 nucleotides. Lineage: Eukaryota; Viridiplantae; Streptophyta; Magnoliopsida; Fabales; Fabaceae. The record is from RefSeq and is a predicted model, not a curated record.